Molecule: messenger RNA, 522 nt
Organism: Ambispora leptoticha
Lineage: Eukaryota; Fungi; Glomeromycota; Glomeromycetes; Archaeosporales; Ambisporaceae
Source: the annotation of a GenBank genome assembly
AUGUCUUAUAAUUCAACUGUACAUACUGCACAUAAUCGCACACCUCAUGAAGUUAUGUUUGGUUGGAAAAUGCAUUGUGUCUACGAAACACCAGAUGAAACACCAAAUAAGGAUCAGGAUAAUGAAAUGAGUGUUUACGAAAUAUCAGAUAAUGAUCAGGAUAACGAAAUGAGUGUUUACGAAGCACACGAUAAUGAUUAUGAUAAUGAAACACCAGAUAAUAAUAAGGAUGAUGAAAUGAGUGAAGAAUCAAACAGAGAUGCUUCGGAAACAUUUACUCCUAAUAACGUUAUAGAACAACAUGUUUUACAAGUGUCAAAAAUUCAUGAGGCCAGAACUAUGGUUAAUAUCGCACCAGACCAUGACACCAACCCACAAACCAGAAAGAGAAAACUACAGCCAACGUUUUCACAACAAGGCACUUUCAUAAGGCUAACUUCGAAUAAUCACACGGCGAUUGUUGAGAUUGAUGGAAAGGAAACGCCUGUUCCAAUUAAACGAAUCAAAGUUGUAAAAUCAUAA